Molecule: messenger RNA, 1005 nt
Organism: Paramuricea clavata
Lineage: Eukaryota; Metazoa; Cnidaria; Anthozoa; Malacalcyonacea; Plexauridae
Source: the annotation of a GenBank genome assembly
AUGGCGUCUGGAAACGAAGUUAGAAGUUUUAUUAGAGGUAAUAUUGUGAGAAAUAAAGCUGUUCUUAGUUCAUUACAAUCGUAUAAGCUCAAAGAAAAUUUAAGUGUUCUUGAAGACAAGAAAGUUUCGUCAGGCUCUCAACUCAGGGAACAUCUACGAGGGCUUCGCGCCAUUCUGGACUGUUUGCUUGCAAAUGUGGCAUGUAGUGAUGGGUCAACACGAGUGGCAAGUUAUAUUGAAUUUGAAGAAGCAUAUCAGCUGUUCUUGGGUUAUUGUACCUUUGGAAGUACAAACAUCAAAGACACAGAUAAAAAGAAACAUUUCAAAGAAAUGCUUCUGCAUCCAAACUAUGGCCUUUGUGUUUAUCUUGUUGAUACUUUAAAAGGAAAUCUGUUUGUAAUUCUAAGAUCCGAUGACGUUGAUCUGGAAGAUUUUUACUUACAUCUAUAUGAACGUGGUAUUGGUAUUCCAGCCAGCCGAUUUGUUUUGGAUAAGGAAACUGUCCAAGCAUUGUAUCAAGCCCUUGAUACAGAAUGGGAUAAGAAAAUAUUACGAGUUAUUCUUGGAGCAACAAGGACAAGGGCUGAAGUAGAUGCUCUAGGUAUAGACAGUGAUUCCCUUUUUCAGGAUAAACAAUGCGUUUUUGGUUACUUAGAUCAUCUAGAAGAAAUUGAGAAAGAAGCAGCAUCUGCAGUGGCACAGGAGAUUGACAAGCGAAUAGAAAAGAAAGAAAAUCUACUUUAUUCAAAAAAGAAGCUGCUCAACUCUAAAGAAGGGCUUUGGUCCAGAACACAAAUUGAAGAGGAAAGUGAAAAUAUUGAGGACCUAAAGAACGUAGUUGAUUCUCUCAAAAAGUUAAAAGAAGAAGAAGAAUCAGUUCCAAAAAAGCGUAUGCUAAAUCGUUGCAAAAUGAACAUUAUUAGAGACAGGAGGCUGAAGUUAAGAAAACUUGGUAGUGGUCGCAAGAGGAGCAUGGAUGAGAUUGAUGAGCAAUUUCUUGUAUAA